AUGGCGAUGUGCAUGCCCAUGGUCAUUCUGGAGAAAGAGCAGGAGCAGAUUGAUUUGUCAGAGAUGCCGUGCCAGACUGAGGGAGAGCUGUUCCCAGCGCGAGAGCAGGAAGAGCAGCUUGGGCAGCACGUGGAAGAGCCACUGGAGAAUGGCCAGAUCAUCAAGGCAGAGCCACAGGCAGAGCUGCCUGAAGCUCAGAGUGCCAUCGUGGCAGUGAAGAGGAGGCACCAGGAAGUCAUAAGGAGCAUCGAAGAGGAGAUGUGGCUUCAUCAGCAGAGAGGAGAUCAGAUCUACUCAGGCUCUUCUAUUGAAUCUGCUGCAGCAGCAGCAGCAGCAGCAGUGUCAUCUAAAGAAGCCUUUGUUCCCCAGCCAGAGAAGUGGAGCCUGGGCAGAUCAUCCAUCUCCAGCACUGACACAGAUGCUGCUCAGCUACAGGACUACUACAUGGAGCUACUGAGGAGAAUGGUGAACGUGGAAAAUCCCAUACAAAAAUACAUUGAACUGGAAAUUCUUGGCAGCGGGGCUUUUGGAGAAGUUUCUAGAGCACUUGACAUUGCCACAGGAGGAGAGGUGGCCAUAAAGAAAAUAAAUCUUCAAGGACUGAGGAGGAAGCAAUUAACUGUUAAUGAAAUCAUGAUCAUGGAGAGUAAUAGGAGUCCCAGUGUUGUGAAUUAUUUAGACAGCUACCUUGUGCAUGAGGAACUCUGGCUGGUGAUGGAGUACAUGGACGGAGACACUCUGAGUGAUGUCAUCAGCAAGACUUACAUGUCUGAAGGAGAGAUUGCAGCUGUCAGUCGUGAGUGCCUGCAAGGACUGGAUUUUCUUCAUUCCAACCAUGUGAUCCAUCGAGAUGUGAAGAGCUGCAACAUCCUUCUCAGAACCGAUGGCUUUGUCAAGCUGGCUGAUUUUGGCCUUUCUGCUCAGCUCACCCCUGAGCAAAGUCAUUGUUGCUCGGUGGCCAGGACUCCUUGGUGGAUGGCACCUGAAGUGGUGCUGUGUCAACCAUAUGGCCCCAAAGUGGACAUAUGGUCUUUUGGAAUUGUGGGAAUUGAAAUGGUAGAACGACAAGUUCCUCAUGACAGUAGAAGUUCUGUCUCGGUUCAACUCCUGAUAGCCGAAGGAGGAACCCCACAGCUGCGGCAGCCCAAACUCCUCUCAGCUUUGCUGCGUGACUUCCUGAGCUGCUGCCUGCAGACAGACGAGGCGCGGCGCUGGUCUGCCGAGGAGCUCCUGCAGCAUCAAUUUUUAACAUCGGCCAAGCCUGGGUGCAGCCUUGUGCCACUCAUCCUUUCAGUGAAACAGUGGAAGGAGAGAAGGAUAAUGUUCUAA
Messenger RNA from Poecile atricapillus (Black-capped chickadee), 1329 nucleotides. Its product is annotated as serine/threonine-protein kinase PAK 3-like. Gene Ontology annotation, molecular function: protein serine/threonine kinase activity; ATP binding. Gene Ontology annotation, cellular component: cytoplasm. The record is from RefSeq and is a predicted model, not a curated record. NCBI's taxonomy places the organism in Eukaryota, Metazoa, Chordata, Aves, Passeriformes, Paridae. The transcript has 12 exons. Gene Ontology annotation, biological process: regulation of axonogenesis; regulation of MAPK cascade; protein phosphorylation. The coding region runs from base 1 to 1329 and encodes 442 amino acids.